AUCAUUAUAUGUAUAUUAUAUAAUACGCAAUAUACAAAGGAUGAUGUGAUCACCUAGCCACCACCACCGCCGUUUGUGUUUUACCGCACGCCCAUUCGGCGGGUUCACGCUUGUCCACACCCAUCGCGUCCGCUUGACGGCCACGCCCACCGCAUCAGCGGCCGCCGCCGUCGUCAUCGCCGGCACCGGUAUACCGACGCGGCAGUCGACGGCUCAGUGAUAAUAUCGCGCGCCACACGUCAACGUGAACCAAUAAUAGACGGUACCGCCGCAAUCACCGCCGUCGUCACGUACGCCUAUAAUAACCAGCUCUUUGCCGAUAGAGUUUUCACUUUUCCGACCGCAUAAAUAUAUAGACACCGUUUCGUACAUAUUUUCAUUGCUCGGUGAACCGAUUUUUUCGCACUAUCCUCGUUUAAUCGCUUCGGUUUUAUCCACGACGCUCUUCUACCCAUCAUAUAUUUAGUAAUAAUAAUAAUAUAAUACGCCGUUUUAUCAGGUUAUUAAUUUUCGAGCCAGUUUCCGUCGUCGUACAUGACGUGUGAGACUGUGGCCAAAUGUGCUGCGUGGUGAUCAGCACCGCCGGCAUGCAGGACGACGAUCACCACAACCUUCUCCAACACCACCACCACCACAAUAUCAACCGCCGUCACCAACAACACCAUCGCAGCAGUAGCACCAGCAGCAGCGGUAGCGGUAGUAUCGGCGGAGGCGCUGUACAGCUGGCCACUUCCUCCUCCUCGUCCGCCGCUGCCGCGGCCGCAGCGGCCGCCGUGUUCCUACCAGUCUACGAUUUCAGCCGCCGAUACCAAGCCGCCUUGGACUCGGUGGCCAUGCAUCAAGUCGUCAGCCCGUUGGACUUGAGGGGCGUCGGCGGUGGUUCCGGCGCCGCAUCCGCCGCCGCCGUGAUGGUGCAGGCCGUCUCGACAGCGGCGUCCGUGUCGCCGCCGUGCAGCGUCGGAUCGGCUGAGACGACGGACGUGAACGUGGAUUCGGCCGACGACGACGACGACUACGACGCGGCAGCCGUCGCGGCCGGGUGCAACGACAACAACAACGGUGGUGGCCGCCGUAGCAAGACGACGUCGCCCGGCGCACAAGCGGGCGGCGCGUGCAGCGAAGACGGCGAUAAGGCGUCGGGCACCGGCAACGGGUCGCCCGUCAAGCCGCCGUACAGUUACAUUGCGCUGAUCACCAUGGCCAUACUGCAGUCGCCGCACAAGAAGCUCACGCUCAGCGGCAUCUGUGAGUUCAUCAUGUCACGGUUCCCGUACUACCGCGACAAGUUCCCGGCCUGGCAGAACUCCAUCAGGCACAACCUGUCGCUCAACGACUGCUUCAUCAAGAUUCCACGGGAACCGGGCAACCCGGGGAAGGGUAAUUACUGGACCCUAGACCCGAUGGCCGAGGACAUGUUUGACAACGGCAGCUUCCUUCGGCGGCGCAAGCGGUACAAGCGCAUGCAGGCCCCGUCAGACUUUUUCAUCCACCGUGGUGGCAGCGACCACCACCACCAUCCGCACCAUCAGCACCAUCCCCAUCACCAUCCACACCACAAUCACUUCGCCGCGGCCGCGGACCCAUACUCGGUGUUACACCACCACCAUCACUAUCCUUACCAUCACCUCGGGCCACCGCCGCCACAUCUGCAGCCACCACACCCGUCGCAGGCCCAGACGCAGCCUCUUCAGCAGCAGCAGCAACUGCAGCAGGGCCCGCAACCACAGCAACCCUCGCCGACGCAGCAGCCCUCGGCCGCCAUGCAGCCGUUACAGCUGCCGGCCGCCGAGCUGGCGCGCAUAACGUUCGGUCUGAACCUGCUGCACAACGGACAAGUGGCCGCGGCGGCAGCCGCCGCAGCGGCCGCGUACAAGCCGUCACAGCCGCCGGCACUGGUUUUGCACCAACACGGCAAUCUCAUACAGCCGUCGUACGCGACCACUGUGGUGGCCGGCGGCGGUCGGUUGGCCGUGAAACAGCCGUCCACCGGGUUCAGCAUCGACUCCAUCAUGGGCAAGAGGCCUUCGCCCGCCGCGCCGCCAGCCAACGUGUCACCGGCCCGACCCGGUGGCCGCCACCCGCUGCAGCAGCGCGAGCCCGACGACGACGACGACGACGAUGACGGCCACGACCACCGUGAUCACCGCGUCAGCCGUCACCACGAUGCCGCGGACGUCUCGCCGCAGCCGUCGGCCAGGCAGAACUUCGAUUCGGCGUUCACGCCGCUCCAGCAGACCACGUGGGCCAGGUGAUGAUGUGGCCGCCGCCACCGCGCGGUCACGUGUCACUCGACGCAUGACAUGGUGACAAUAUUAUAAUUUUUACCGUUUUGUCAUGCGGAGGAGUUCAUCGUGCCGAACGAUUAUACGUACCAACAAGCUCGUCAGAGCAUUAUCGAAGAUUCGUGAAGCCGUCAUGCAAACGAAUCGCACUGAUGCAUAGCCGGUGUCGAUUUCUCAUCUAGUCCCAAUUUGUCCAACAACCCUAUUACAAUACAGACGUAUAAUAUACAAUACUUAUAUAAUAAACAUAUACUUAUUUAUACAAAUACGAUUUAGUAUAUUAUCGUAAUAGUAAUAAUAAUAAUAAUAAUAAUAAUAAAAAUAAUAGUGCAAUACAUUUUAAUUAUUAUAGAAUAUAUUGAUAUUAUUAUUAUUAUCAUCAUUAUUAUUUAUCGCAAACACUAUUAUAAUAUUGUACAUAGCCUAUAUUAUUAUUAUAUUAUCAUAUUUAUAUAUUAUGAUCCUCGUUACCAAAUAUUCUUAUCAUAUUAUUGUUUUAUUAUUAUUAUUUUUAUUGUCGUAGUCUUUAGAAGACGUCGUGUAGAAUACUGUGUACAUAUACUUAUUAUUAUUAUUAUUAUUAUUAAACGUUCGUAGAGAAAAAACAGAAUGUAAUAAUUCUUAAACUUAUAUAAUUAUAAUUAAUUUAUUAUAAAUUCACCGUUUAUAUAUUAUCACAUAAUAAUAUAUUGUUAUUAAACGUAUUUCUU
Molecule: messenger RNA, 2992 nt
Organism: Metopolophium dirhodum (rose-grain aphid)
Lineage: Eukaryota; Metazoa; Arthropoda; Insecta; Hemiptera; Aphididae
Product: forkhead box protein D3-A-like
Exons: 2
Coding region: 558-2252 (564 amino acids)
Biological process (GO): regulation of transcription by RNA polymerase II; cell differentiation; anatomical structure morphogenesis
Molecular function (GO): DNA-binding transcription factor activity, RNA polymerase II-specific; RNA polymerase II cis-regulatory region sequence-specific DNA binding
Source: RefSeq, a predicted model, not a curated record